AGUUUAGAGACCUCUGCUGUGGAAGAACGGGUCGACAAUAAGCAGAAGGUCAUAGCUAUUGAAAAUCUUGGAUUCACUCAUGAACCCAAUGAAGAUCAGGGUGAACUUAAUCAACAAGAUCCUCUUUUUGGAACUGUGGUCAUUACCACAAGUGAAUUAGAAGAAUACAUCAGCACUUCAGCAGAUAGUGAAAUGUCAUUAACAAGUGAGCUGUAUGGGCCAGACAUAGAUAUUACGUCUUUAACACAAAACGGUCAUAUCCCGGUGGACAUUGUUAAUGAAGUGCAAUCAUCCUCAAAUGAGGAAACCAUCACAAUCUACUUGAAUGAAGUUGACCAUGAAAACAGAGAACCCGGCAUCAAGGAGGAAAAUCUACCAAUAUUGCAGACAUCAUGUCAUGAGGACAUAACCAUAGGUCAAGAGCAAACUCUAGAUGAUGAAAUGGGAAUGUCAAAUGAACCAGCUGUGCAAGAAGAGGAUGAUUUAGACUUCAAUGUGCCCUUUCACAGCAUGCUGGAUGUCAGCGCGCAGAAAAGCCGCGUCCUGCUCCUCAGAAAGACUUCAGUUCGCCGACGCCCAGGGCAGCGUCCGGUAACAUUUCAGGAAGAGCUGGCUGAUCCAUUAGCACCCCCACCACUAGAAAUGGGCGUGCCACUAGCUCCAGAGUCAUCAAGUCCCACCGGAGAAGCGACAGAGACGAGCAACGCCUCAGAGCCAUUAUUACGUAGAAAGUCCUCUAUUCGUCGACGGCCACGUCCAGCAACAUUUCAGGGGGAGUCAUCAUUGCCAUGGAUCACAUCUGCGGAGCCACCACACCCCACCGAAGAACUCGGGAAUGAGAGUACCAUCUCAGAGCAGACAUUAAAUAGAAAGUCCUCAAUCCGUCAACACCAGGAACAGCAUCCAAUGGCAUUUGAAGAUGAGCCAAUUGAGCAAUCACUGCCCUUGAUCAUGCCGCAAAAAAUGGGAGUUCCAAAUUUUCUUGGGGGGAUACCCAUACUUUCACCAACUGUGGCCCCAGCUCCUGAAUCACCACACCCUGCUGAGGAACCCAGGGAUGAGGGUACCACCUCAGAGCCAAUGUUACGCAGAAAGUCCUCUGUUCGUCGCCCCAAAGGGAAGCAACCAGUGACAUCCGAGGACCAGCCCACUGGACCACCAUCGUCAGUGACUGCGCCAAUAAGAAUGGGAGUGGCGCUAUUCCCCGGGGUUCCUGCACAUAUGAGCUCAGCUCCUGUGCCAUCACGCCCUGAAGAGGAACCCAAGGAGGAGAAGACGGCCUCAGAGGAACUCACUAUAAAGCCAAAGAAGGGGUUCCUAAAGCAUGCUGGGUUUGGAGGGGCCCACCCUGGGAUGAUGCAAGAACUGCAGGCUCGGCUCCACAAGAAGAAACCGAAAGAGUGA
Staurois parvus is the source of this 1404-nucleotide messenger RNA. The record is from the annotation of a GenBank genome assembly. Lineage: Eukaryota; Metazoa; Chordata; Amphibia; Anura; Ranidae.